GAAGAACGCCUUCUCCUGACCCUCAUAUGCCAAGCCGCUGAUUGGGUUUAUUUUGUUAUUUAUAGUGUACUUGGUUUUGGUCAGUUUGUGGUACAAUGUUGCGGUCUGCAGUGUCAGAGAUCCGGGAUCAUUGCGGUGUAAAAGAGGAGUAUGGAGAUGAUCAUAUCACUGUGUGCACGGUUAAAACCGAGGAAUAUGAAACCAGCAUAGAUACAGUACACGAAGGUAUUGCUGUGCAGCUGAAGGAGGAAGAUGAGGAGCAAAAGGUGUCGGAGGAAACGCCAGAAAUCACAGAGUGCACUGAAGAAACCGAUAAUCAGAGUUUUCACCGGGUCUUGGUUUUAACACAGGCAAGAAACAAAGAGAAGACCACCAACAGUAAUUUGUACCACUGCCCUCAGUGUGAGAAGACGUUUGCUAAAAUGCAGUUUUUAAAAACCCAUCUAAGAGUCCACACAGGAGAGAAGCCUUACGGGUGCUCGCAUUGUGGACGGAGGUUUUCUCAUCUGGCGUCGUUAACGGGUCACAGGAGAACACAUACGGGAGAGAAGCCGUAUCAGUGCUUUCAGUGUGGAAAGAGGUUCGCUCUUUCAGGCUCCUUGAAAUUGCACGAGAGGAUCCACACGGGAGAGAAGCCGUACCAGUGCCUUCAGUGUGGGAAGAGUUUUUCUAGACAUGCAUUUUUGAAAAAACACCAGCGCAUGCAUUCUGGAGAGAAGCCCUUCUGUUGCCUGGAGUGCGGGAAACGAUUUUCCCAUCCGAGCUCCCUAAAGGAUCAUGAAGGCUCACACACCGGAGGCAAGCCGUAUAGCUGUUCCGAAUGCGGAAGGCAGUUUUCUCACCCAAGCUCUUUAAAAGUUCAUGAGAGGAUACAUAGCGGGGAGAAGCCUUACCACUGCACUCAAUGUGGGAAGAACUUCUCUCAUCUCACAUCGCUGAAAAUUCACGUUCGAAUACAUACUGGAGAGAGGCCGUACCAGUGCUCCCAGUGUGGGAAGGGUUUCUCUCAUGCAGGCUUAUUAAAGGGUCACGAGAGGAUACAUACCGGGGAGAAGCCAUACCAUUGCACUCAGUGCGGGAAGAGUUUUACGCAGUCGAGUGCGUUAAAAGUUCAUCAGAGGAUCCACACCGGAGAGAAGCCUUAUCGCUGUUCAGAAUGCGACAAGUGUUUUUCUCAUCCAGGAUCUUUAAAGAUUCACCAAAGAAAGCACACUGGAGAGAAGCCGUAUCAGUGUGAACAGUGCGGCAAAAGUUUUUACAGAUCGUGGUACUUGAAAGUGCACCAGAGAAUACAUACUGAAGAGAAGAAAAUUAGUACUAGCUGAAUGGUUGUUUUUAAUGGUUUACAUGAAAGACUUCUAUUUAUGAACUCCAUGACUGCUGCUGUGAAGAGAGAUGUUAUGCUGUUUGAAGCUGGGUUGGGUGAUGUAAUCUGAUAUCGAUAAUGUCUAACAGGUAAUUGAUGUUAGAGGUAAUAACUAAGCAUCGUUACUGCACCGCUAUAUGUAUACCGGAUUCACAAGACUGAAAUUCUGCACACUAUUAUACACAUAGCUGUCUUGGUGAACAACAGCAUGGGGUCUUGGCCUCAUUUAGCAGUGAACAUAGUAUAUUUUUACUCUAUUUUAUUUUUGGCUAGCACAUGCCAAAUAAAAAUACACACGUUUGACACAAUACACAAAUAAAUUACAAUGAGAUUGGAAUAUCUGCUAUCGAUUUGGAACUAUGUUCAGAAAUAUAUAAUGCUUCUAGAAAGUAUUAACCCCCAAGCGAUCAUGUCGCUUUUUGCUGUAUAGUAGCUGGAAAUGUAAGUACUAUAUUGCAGUAGGGUAUACUGUACAGUGCCUUGCAAAAGUAUUCAGACCCCUGACCAGUUCCUGACCAGUAUAAUAAUACUGAAUUACAAACAGUGCAAUGAAAUUUCUUUCUGUUCAAUAUUUCAAUUCCAUUGUUUUAAAAUAAAUUAUUGUAAGAUGACAAGAUAUUUUGCUUGCUAUAUAAAAUAUGAAAUAUAUAUUUUACUUUGAUAUACACUAACCAGGAAUAAAUUUAUGACCACCUGUCUAAUAUUGUGUUGGUCCCCCUUUUGCUGCAAAAACAGCCCUGACCUGUCAUGCACUGUGUAUUCUGACACCGUUUUAUCAGAACCAGGAUUAACUUCUUCAGCAAUUUGAGCAAUAGUAGCUCGUCUGUUGGAUCGGAUAACACGGGCCAGCCUUCACUCUCCAUGUGCAUUAAUGAGCCUUGACCACUCAUGAUCCUGUUGGUAGAUCACCACUGUUCCAUCCUUGGACCACUUUUGAUAGAUACUGACCACUGCAGACCGGGAACACCCCGCAAGAGCUGCAGUUUUGGAGAUGCUCUGAUCCAGUCGUCUAGCCAUCACAAUUUGGCCCUUUGCUCAAAUCCUUACACUUGUCCAUUUUUCCUGCUUCUAACACAUCAACUUUGAGGACAAAAUGUUCACUUGCUGCCUAAUAUAUCCCACCCACUAACAGGUGCCAUGAUGAGAUCAUCAGUCUUAUUCACUUCACCUCUCAGUUCUCAUAAUGUUAUGCCUGAUCAGUGUGUAUUCAGCCCUCACACAUUAAUAUUUGUUUGAGCCACCUUUUGCUGCAGUAACAGCAUUAAGCCCUACUGUAUUUCUGCUCAUUUUAAAGGCAUUUAUACAGAAAUGAACUGAAACUGAAGUAAUUAAUUUGUGUCAGAAUUAUUUCAAAAAUUAAAAAUAUUGUCCAAAAACUGCUUAAUAUGUAAUAAUAGCAGAAGAGAGAAAUAAUCAUUGAGGGGCUGAAUAUUUUUAUGGAGGCACAAACUUACAGUUUGGAUACAGAAUGUGUUUAAAUCUGUUUAAAUAAAUAACAAAAUAAAAGACUCCAUUCUGAGCAUAAGAGUGAAUAGGUGAACACAUGGCAAAGAUUUUCUUUUUUAAAUGAUUUUUAUUAUUAUACUACGAUAAGUAACAGUUUAAAGUCAGAAACUGAUAAUAGUACAACUACAGGUACUUAAUUUGUUUAUAGUUAAUUUUGUAGUUACGUCUUUCUGCUGCAGGCAAAAAUAUUUCCUCCAUCGCUUGAUCUAAAAUCCACUACCAGUAUUUUGUUGUAAUUGACUUUCAUGAUAUCUUACGGGAUAUUGUUUAUUAUUAUUACAGAUCACCCAACCCUGAAUGUUGAAACACUUUGUGUACAUCUUGUGUACAUGUACUAUCUUUGUGUAUGUGUGUCAUCAAUGUGAUUACCACAAACCACAAAAUAAUGAGUUCCAAUAAAGCGUUAUGAUUAUGUCUUGCAGUAGGAUGGAAAUUUAUCUAUUUCUAAGUCUGUGUAGUAUAACCACAGGAUGAUGAUGAUUUUUUUGAGACAGAAAUACAGUGUGGUUAUUCCAUCAUGAAAUGAUGUUUGUCACAUAUACAUUACAGCACAGUGAAAUUCUUUCUUCACACAUCCCAGCCUCGGAGGUUAGGGUCAGAGCGCAGGGUCAGCUAUGAUACAGCACCCCUGGAGCAGAGAGGGUUAAGGUCCUUGCACAAGGGCCCAACAGUGGCAGCUUGGUGGUGCUGGGGCUUGAACCCCUGAGCUUCUGGUCAACGACCCAGAGCCUUAAUCAUUUGAGCCACCACCACCCAUCAUAUAAUAGAUAUGGUUACA
Molecule: messenger RNA, 3650 nt
Organism: Hemibagrus wyckioides
Lineage: Eukaryota; Metazoa; Chordata; Actinopteri; Siluriformes; Bagridae
Product: zinc finger protein 782-like
Exons: 2
Coding region: 96-1325 (409 amino acids)
Biological process (GO): regulation of DNA-templated transcription
Molecular function (GO): RNA polymerase II cis-regulatory region sequence-specific DNA binding; DNA-binding transcription factor activity, RNA polymerase II-specific
Source: RefSeq, a predicted model, not a curated record